This is a messenger RNA of Cydia pomonella (codling moth), 1462 nucleotides long. RefSeq names its product chymotrypsin-2-like. The record is from RefSeq and is a predicted model, not a curated record. The transcript has 6 exons. NCBI's taxonomy places the organism in Eukaryota, Metazoa, Arthropoda, Insecta, Lepidoptera, Tortricidae. Gene Ontology annotation, molecular function: serine-type endopeptidase activity. Bases 50 to 805 code for a protein of 251 amino acids. Gene Ontology annotation, biological process: proteolysis.
GGACUGAAAGUACUUAAAUUAUUAAACGGGUGGAAUAAUAGCCAUUAUUAUGUCUAAAUUGGUUUUCUUUGUUACCGUUCUUGGACUUAUUGCUACGGGAUAUUCGCUACCAAACCCUAAUGUGCGCAUAGUAGGGGGCCAAGAUGCGCCCGCUGGCCGUGUGCCCUACCAGGUGUCCUUACGGGUAUUUGGCUCGCAUUUUUGCGGAGGAAGCAUUCUCAACAAGCGAUGGGUGCUGACUGCUGCGCAUUGUACUGAGAGCACGGCUCACUGGCUGAUCUCAGUAGUGGUGGGCACUACGAGUCUAUCUAAGGGUGGGGUCCGUUACUCUGUGGACUUGGUCUCCGUGCACGAAAACUAUGACAGCCAGGUGAUCACGCAAGACAUCAGCCUCAUCCGCGUGUCCAAAAACAUCGUGUUUAACGCCUUAGUGCAACCCAUCGCACUGCCGGACUCCGACACUGAAGCCGGAGCGCCUCUGUUCCUGAGCGGCUGGGGCCGGAUCGCAUACCCAGGCAACCUUCCUGACCAACUGCAGAUGAUCAACCUGACCGCGUUGAGCGUACAGGACUGCCAAGAGCGUUUGGCCAGCAUCAACCCGGUGUUUGAGUCCCAGAUAUGUUCCUUGACUCAGGCUGGCGAAGGAGCUUGCCAUGGCGACAGCGGGGGGCCUCUAGUGGAAGGGGGGUGUGUAGUGGGGGUGGUGUCGUGGGGCAUGCCGUGCGCGCGCGGCUACCCCGACGUGUACACACGCGUGUACUCCUAUACAGCCUGGAUACUCGAGCGGAUCUCGACCGAUGAGUAGCCAUGGAAAUUAAAUAUAGACGCAUUUUUGUAUUAAUUUUCAAAAUACUAUUUUAUAAUUCCUGCGGACAUACGAGUAAUGAACGUGGUUAAGAGGGAAGAAUAGCUUUGCGAUCCUAACGAAAUAACGGUACUUUUUCUAUGAAAUUUAAUUUCCGGAGAAAACUUUUUCUACUAAAUUGAUUUGAUUUGAAAUGGAUAUAAGGAUAUAACGAAAUGGUGUAAACGUCAGUUUUUCAAAGAGACGGACCGCUUUUGGUCCUUAACCAGAGUUGCAGAAGAGUUGUAUGUAGUUGAGUUUUGGAGUUGCAGGCGUAUAUAGGCUACAGAGACUGCUUACCAUCAAGCGGGCCGUAUGUUUGUUUUCCACCGAUGUAGUAAAAAGCCACGUUCAUCUUACGUUCGCUGUAUUAGCUUAUUAUAGUAUUGAAAGAGGGACCUGUUUCUCGAAUAUUAGAUCAGAACUAGGGUUCGCAAUCUGGAUCCGAAAUGAAUGAAAUUAUCCGGAUCUACGGAUCUUCACAUAUAUUUCAGAUCCGUCGUGCAAACCCUAAUCAGAGCCCUAAAAAUAUAAAAGUGUAGAUGUUACAACAGUCGUACUCGUAUACCUACUGUUUGUCUUAUAGUUUCUGAUGAAUAAAAGUAUUUUAAAUAUUUG